AUGGCCCAGGCAAGAACCAAGGUCCAGCAGAUCAUUGACAAGCACAACAUCGUCGUCUUCUCCAAGUCCUACUGCCCCUACUGUAAACAAACCAAGGAAACCUUCAAGAAGCUCGGCGCCAAGAUUGAGGUUCUGGAGCUCGACCAGAUCCCCGACGGCGCCGAGUUGCAAGAUGCCCUCGAGGACAUUAGCGGCCAGCGCACCGUUCCCAACGUCUACAUCAAGCAGAAGCACAUUGGUGGCAACUCUGACGUCCAGAGUCUCUACAAGGAAGGCAAGCUGGAGGCCCUGGUGAAGGAGGCUAAUGAUGAUUCGUCCAAGAAGUAA
Molecule: messenger RNA, 327 nt
Organism: Metarhizium album ARSEF 1941
Lineage: Eukaryota; Fungi; Ascomycota; Sordariomycetes; Hypocreales; Clavicipitaceae
Product: Thioredoxin-like fold protein
Exons: 3
Coding region: 1-327 (108 amino acids)
Biological process (GO): cellular response to oxidative stress
Cellular component (GO): nucleus; cytoplasm
Molecular function (GO): glutathione disulfide oxidoreductase activity
Source: RefSeq, a predicted model, not a curated record